AUGUACUCCAACUCAGGCGGUGAAAUCACAGAUCAAGAACACCCAGUUGAGGAGGUUUACCGGAGAAGAAAACCCAGAAAGCCCACUUCACUUGAACAGCCCUUAAGGGAAUCGAAUUCGAGUAGAAGAGAGAAGUUCAGGGUGAGUUUGGCUGCUCCGGUUAAGCGAAUCAGUUGGAACCGUUUUCUUUCCACAAGAGGGAGGACAAGUAUUGCUGUUGGUGCUUGCUUCGAGUAUCAGCCUCCACAGAAGAAGGCUAAAAGGAAAGGAAGACCUCCUCGUCCCCAAAGUAAGUACAACUUUGAAAAGGAACGAGCUUACUUUGAGAAGGUUGAUGAAGAAGAAUUGAUAGAGGAGAGCCCCUCUCCCAUACCCCGCACAUGGGUCGCUGGUAUCCCAAAAGAAAAUGUUGAAAUACCCAAGUUGUGCACAGCAUUAGAGAAAUGGUUGUUAUCCAAGAAGUUGAAUUUUGGUUUAGGGUCUUCCAACACAUUGGCGAGGAUCCUACGAACUCCAGGCAUGCGGCCCUCACCCAGUAGUGGUAUCAAUUUUGAAUCUUCAAGUGUGAAAACCCCAGAAAGAUCAUCUAAAGUAAAUUCUCGCUUGUCUUCUGGCCUAAUUAAAUUCGACUUAAGUUUGCUCGAUAGAAGUGUGCAUGAAAUGAACACCACUAAAUCACUUCCAGAGGUGGGCAAUGAAGGUUUGGAUAUAGACGCUGCUGUAAAAGAACAUUAUGAAGAUAUAGAUGCUGCUGUAAAAGAACUCUCUUUGUUAUCAACUUCUGAGGAGUUGGAUCGAUUUAAUGCUCUAUUAGAAGUUUGUGAGCAGUCAUCUCCCUCAAAAUUACAGGAUGUAUUCUCCAAAUAUUGUGACCUGGAAGAUAUUGAAAAAGUUGGAGAAGGGACAUAUGGAGAAGCUUUCAAGGCUGGCAACUUUGUUUGCAAAAUAGUUCCUAUCGAUGGCAAAUUACUAGUGAAUCAGGAAAAGCAAAAGACAUCUGAAGAAUUGCUAGAGGAGGUGGUGCUUUCCCGCACUCUUAAUUACUUGAGAGGAAACAAUGAUAAUGUUCAGAAUGUAUGCACAACAUUUAUAGAAACAAAAGACUUGAGGGUGUGUCAAGGCUGUUAUGACGCUGCCUUGAUCAAAGCAUGGGAAGAUUGGGAUGAAAAUCAUGUUUCAGAAAAUACUCACCCUAGGGAAUUUCCAGAGAACCAGUUCUAUGUCAUAUUUGUUUUAGAGCAUGGUGGCCAAGAUCUCGAAAACUUUGUACUUCUGAACUGUGAUGAGGCAAGGAGUUUAUUAGUACAGGUUACUACUGCACUUGCUGUAGCUGAAGCGGCAUAUGAAUUUGAGCACCGUGAUCUCCACUGGGGAAACAUACUUUUGAGUAGGAGUGAUUCAGUUACAAUGCAGUUCACUCUUGAUGGAAGGCAGAUGCUUAUACGCACAUUUGGGCUAGCAAUAUCAAUCAUUGAUUUCACUCUGUCGAGAAUCAAUACCGGCGAAGCCAUACUCUUUCUAGACCUAUCUUCAGAUCCGGCGCUUUUUAACGGUCAGAAAGGAGAUAUACAAGCAGAAACUUACCGGAAAAUGAAGAAGGUGACACAAGACCAGUGGAAGGAAAGCUUCCCUAGAACAAAUGUGUUGUGGCUGGUGUACUUGGUGGACAUAUUACUCCUAAACAAAUCAUUUGAUCGUACUUCAAAGGAUGAAAGAGAUUUGCGCUCGUUGAAGAAACGGCUUAAUCAAUAUCAGUCAGCAAGAGAAGCACUCUUUGAUCCUUCUUUCAGCGAUCUGUUUGUUGAUUGAUACCUGACUUCUAAUAGAGGGAGAACAU
Molecule: messenger RNA, 1837 nt
Organism: Fragaria vesca subsp. vesca
Lineage: Eukaryota; Viridiplantae; Streptophyta; Magnoliopsida; Rosales; Rosaceae
Product: serine/threonine-protein kinase haspin-like
Exons: 15
Coding region: 1-1809 (602 amino acids)
Biological process (GO): intracellular signal transduction; protein phosphorylation; mitotic cell cycle
Cellular component (GO): cytoplasm; nucleus
Molecular function (GO): histone H3T3 kinase activity; ATP binding
Source: RefSeq, a predicted model, not a curated record